This is a messenger RNA of Rhipicephalus sanguineus (brown dog tick), 476 nucleotides long. RefSeq lists its product as uncharacterized. The annotation marks the transcript as partial. Lineage: Eukaryota; Metazoa; Arthropoda; Arachnida; Ixodida; Ixodidae. The record is from RefSeq and is a predicted model, not a curated record. The transcript is spliced from 2 exons.
CGGCGCCGAAAUUCAGCAACCUCUUCGACGGCACUGGGUGCGUGAAGCGGCAAUAUCGUAUGGUACUACGUGACGAUGCAGUUCCAGUGAUCCAGGCAGCGCGUCGUGUUCCUUUGGCCUUACGGGAACCACUGCAGAAAGAGCUGGUACGCAUGGAAAAGGCGAACAUCAUCUGCAAAGUGGACGAACCUACUGAUUGGUUUGUUCCAGGCAAAGAGUUGGUCCUUGCUGACAUGCUGUCCAGGGCCACACCGCCACAGCGUGAAGACACGGUGGAUUUCGACGACAUUCAGGUACACGCAGUUGCUGUUUUGUCAUCCUUAGUGAGCGAAAGAACCAAACAGCUCUUGUCUCGGGAAACAUCUAAUGACCCUGAGCUACGUGCGGUAGUAGAAAGCCUGGCUUCAAACAAAGACGUCGAAGGAACACUCAAGCCAUUCACCUCGGAACUUUCACUGGUUGACGGAAUUCUUCUG